Brassica oleracea var. oleracea is the source of this 837-nucleotide messenger RNA. RefSeq names its product RING-H2 finger protein ATL75-like. Bases 117 to 767 code for a protein of 216 amino acids. Lineage: Eukaryota; Viridiplantae; Streptophyta; Magnoliopsida; Brassicales; Brassicaceae. Gene Ontology annotation, molecular function: transferase activity. The record is from RefSeq and is a predicted model, not a curated record. Gene Ontology annotation, biological process: protein ubiquitination. The transcript has a single exon.
UCACUUAAUCAGUAUCUCAAGCUAUAUAUAAGACCACUUUGAAUUCCAUAGAAAGAGUAAGAAGCAACAACAAAAAAAAAAGAGAGAGAAGAUACUUUGAUUCAAAGCUUAAGAAAAUGUCUUCCACUCAAGCCUUCCAAGAACAAGUCCAUGGCGGUUUUAUCUCUCGAAAGCUGCUUCUGCACAACCCAUUUGACCACAACACUCAACAAACCUUCAUGGUCACACCAUCUCCCCUCAUUACACAUGAGAACAACCUCAGUGGGAAUGUCUUGAUGCUUCUCUCAGUCCUCAUCUGUGGAAUCAUCUGCUGCCUCGGUUUACAUUAUAUCAUUCGUUGCGCAUUAAGACGUACUUCAAGUUUCAUGAUCUCUGAGCCUAUCUCCAGUCUUUCAACACCACAUGGGUCAUCAAACAAAGGAAUCAAGAAGAAAGCUCUUAAUAUGUUCCCGGUCGUGAGUUACUCAACUGAGAUGAACUUGCCAGGGGUCGGUGAAGAAUGCGUCAUCUGUUUGUCGGAUUUUGUUUCUGGUGAAAAGCUCAGGCUGCUCCCUAAGUGCAACCACGGGUUCCAUGUUCAUUGCAUUGACAAGUGGCUUCAACAACAUUUGACUUGUCCAAGCUGCAGACACUGUCUUGUUGAGACAUGCCAAAAGAUCUUAGGUGACUCCAGUCAAGUGACAGCAACACCAUCAGAGAGCAUAAUUGUCAGGAUAGCUACUCUAGAGCCUGAAGGAAGAUUAAACACUUUAAGAGAAAACAUCUAAAUUCUCAAGAAACCAUCAUAAGUUCAGAAUCUAUGCUCAAGUUAGAUAGAAGUUUUUUUUUUAGAUCUGA